Messenger RNA from Hyposmocoma kahamanoa, 3058 nucleotides. It is a transcript of the gene magu, whose product is annotated as SPARC-related modular calcium-binding protein 2. The transcript has 12 exons. The record is from RefSeq and is a predicted model, not a curated record. NCBI's taxonomy places the organism in Eukaryota, Metazoa, Arthropoda, Insecta, Lepidoptera, Cosmopterigidae. The coding region runs from base 326 to 1990 and encodes 554 amino acids. Gene Ontology annotation, molecular function: protein binding; calcium ion binding.
CACCGGGAUCUAUCCUUAUUGUAUUUUAUUCUGUUCAUAACUCUCGCUCCCGACGUACGUCCCGGCCGCGCAUCCAUUUGUGUCAAGUCUUCCUAAAGCCAUCACAAGUUUUUUUCAUACAUCGAUGAACUAUAUUGUAAUCCAUCGAUGUCCAUGGGCAUAAUGUAAAUAUGAUAGCAAAUAAAUGUUUUGUAUCUCUUGUUACUAUUGACCCAUGUUUUGUUUUAUUUUGUGAACGGUUAUAAAGUUUAUGACUUUAAAUAAUAAACACAGCCAAUAUAAACUCAACUAACUUAUUAAAAACGAAUACUCUUGGUUCAACAUUAUGUAUAUCAAUUUCGUAGUGUUUCAUAUACUUAUUCUCAACGUUGUCUAUCGUGUCGCUGGUGCAGUAUCAGACUUAAAGGGAAACGUUGAAAGUAGCGAAACGUGCUUAGCUCGAGUGGCGUCCUGUGAGCAGAAUGCAGGCAGCGCCAAGAAAACAGUAUGCGGUACCGACAGUCGCACCUACCCUUCACGUUGUGACCUCAUGAAGGCCCAGUGCUCGGCGAAAGCUGUUGCUCUGGCCCACAGGGGUCCUUGUGCUGAGAGUCAAUCUUCGUGCCUCAUUGCAUUGCGUUACGCAUUGAACACGCGCAACGCUGGGCGUCGAGCGGCGUUCGUGCCACGGUGCCGCGCUGACGGCACCUAUGCGCCCGUACAGUGCGCACCCUCCGCCGGCUGUUGGUGUGUCAACCCCGACGGCAAAACCUAUCCUGACACAACCUUCUGGAAUGGUAGACCCGACUGUACUAGGACUGGUAAAUCACAUACCAGAAGACGGUCAUCCGCACGAGGCCUAAGGAAUAAAAGAAGUUGUACAAGAACAGACCGAGCCCAAUUUAACGCGAAUUUAAUCAAGAUAUUCAGUGGAGAGUUGGAGCGAGCUCGUUCGGAUACUGGUGGUCCUGCGGUGGAACCUAGAGCCGUGGCCGAAUGGAAGUUCAGGGAACUCGACCGGGAUCGCAGCGGCGCCUUGCAAAAGUCAGAGUACCGAGGCCUUCGAAGACUUAUAAAGAAGGUGGUCAAACCGAAGCGCUGCGCUCGGGCAUGGGCUCGUGGCUGCGACGGCGAUGGGGACGGCGCCAUUGCCCGCUCUGAGUGGGUGUCCUGCUUGCUCGCCAACCCUGAGCCGCCUGCGCCGGACUACGAUGUGAGUGGUCCCGAACCUGAGGACGACUACACCGAGGUGGAAUCCCCGUUGGACCCCACCGCAGUGCUGCCAGGUAUAAUGAGGAACUCGUUCGCAUCUGAAGGCUCCGACAACAGAAGAGAAGAUGAGAUCAACGACUGCCACACAGACCGUCAAGCCGUUUUAGAUGAACAGAAAGCCGGCGGGGCGGUCUUGUACGUACCGGAAUGCACAGGGGAUGGUCGCUAUGCCCGAGCGCAGUGUUACAAGACGACGGGUUACUGCUGGUGCGUCCAUCAGGAUACCGGCAAACCUAUACCCGGCUCCUCAGUCAAAGACAGGAAACCUGAUUGCGAUGCCGCACCGCAACAUGCUAGCCCCAUGAGAGGUUGCCCAGAGCCCAUUAAAUCAAUCUUCCUUCGAGACUUAAUGAGCUUCUUCAUUUCCAAGAUGACGGCGUCGUCAAACGGCACGGGUCCCGGGGACUUGGUCAAAUGGGGAGCGUCGAAAGAAGAACAGGCUGCGACUUGGACGUAUGUGAUGUUGGAUAAGGAUAAGAACAAAGCGCUAGACAGACGAGAGUGGAAGGCUUUUCACCAGCUAAUCAACAACUCGGAGUCUUUACGCCGCUGCGGGCGCAAGUUGCCUCGUUACUGCGACGUCAACCAUGAUACUAGGAUAAGCAUUACGGAGUGGAUGACUUGCUUGGAAGUGACACAGGCUCCACAAGGACAGAACACGGAAACCACAAAAGCUCCGGGAAACCCGAGAAGAAAAGGUCCCAAUCCCCUUGAAUCCAUCCUUAAAGCCGACGACUAACUAGGCUGAUAAUCACAAACAAGAUCAAAGAAAUAGAUGACAACUUAGAACUAACGAUAGUCAAGUGAUGAAAGAGAACAAUAAUAAUAAAUUUAAGCAAUUAAUAAUACUUAUAAAAUAUGUGUUAUAAGUGUUUUGAAUAUAUUACAAAAAUAUAAUUACGAAAUAGACAAAAUCGUAUGCGAACAUGAUUUGCAAGAUUCUCGGUUAGUUUGUAUUUACUUACUACUUAUAAUUUAUUUAACGGUCUAGACUCACUAGUCUUAUACUUUUGUUCGUGUCUCAGGAAACGCAACAAGCAAAAGUUAUGCUUGUCAUAAGUGUAUUAGUACUAGAUAGAAGAGUCCGCAACGGCGAAAAUUACGUCAUCGAACAAAAGGUCUUAAUUUUUAGUAACAGUUUAUUUAAAACGGAAUACUGUUGGAGGAACAAUCACAACGAACAUAGGACUACAAGUGCCAUAAGGAAAUCGCAGUUGGAAUGCAGUCAGCGAGCCCUUUGGAUGCACACGGUGCGAUUGCGCGCCGACGACACGCUGUACUAUUUUAGUAGUCGGUAGUGGGGUGGAGCGGUGGGGUGCAAUUAUAUGACGAUGUUAAGUAACAAUAAGCAGUGAUCAGACUUGAGAGAGUUAAUUUACCUAAAGUAUGAACGUUUUCUUAGUACGGACAUACCCAUUUCACGUCAUCAAUGCGUAUAAAAUGUCUUUUUUUUACUGUUCAUUUUCUAAAUAUUCCAAAAUAUAGGUUGUCUCAUGUUUAUUUUGUAAAUGGCUAAAGUAUUUAAAUUCGUAAGUACCCAUAGAAACACAACUCUAAUAUAAUUUUUGAGACAAUAAUUUGAAGCAAAUACUUAAUAGGAAAUAAUAAUUAGUCGCCAAGGUACUCAAAUUUCAAUAAACAAUACGCAGUUCCGAGAAGACCUGGGAUUUACAGAAGGGAAUAUUCACAUCAUUCUUUACUUUAGUUAAAUUAACUCUCUCAAUUCCGAUCAGUGGUAAUAAUAUAAGCCAUAUAAAAAAACUAUAAUUAAUAUCGAAAAUGAUUUGAAAAUGUUUAGUGGAUUCAU